GGGUGGAGCCGGGAGUCGCCGGGCGGCGGAGGCGGAUUUCCUGGGCCGCUGUGUCUCUGGAGCGACCAUGGCGUUUGGGAAGAGUCACCGGGAUCCCUACGCGACCUCCGUGGGCCACCUGAUAGAAAAGGCUACAUUUGCUGGAGUUCAGACUGAAGACUGGGGCCAGUUCAUGCACAUCUGUGACAUAAUUAAUGCUACCCAGGACGGGCCAAAAGAUGCAGUGAAAGCUUUGAAGAAAAGGAUCUCCAGAAACUACAACCAUAAGGAAAUCCAACUCACCUUGUCACUGAUUGACAUGUGCAUGCAGAACUGUGGGCCGAAUUUCCAGUCUUUGAUUGUGAAGAAGGAAUUUGUCAAAGAUAGUCUAGUUAAGCUGCUGAAUCCCAGAUACAACUUGCCACUAGUCAUUCAGAAUAGAAUCUUGAAAUUCAUUAAGACUUGGUCACAGGGUUUUCCAGGAGGCGUGGAAGUAACUGAGGUGAAAGAAGUGUACCUGGACUUGCUGAAGAAAGGUGUCCAGUUUCCUCCCUCAGACGCAGAAGCUGAAACAAGACAGGAGACUGCUCCAAUCUCAGCCCAUGCACCAACAUCGGUCCCAACUGCUCCUGCUCUUCCAUCCAUAACUGCUACCAAGAACCCGACUAUUUCAUUAGUCCCAGAACAGAUUGGAAAGUUGCACAGCGAAUUGGAUAUGGUGAAAAUGAAUGUGCGAGUGAUGACUGCCAUAUUGCUGGAGAACAAGCCUGGGUCUGAAAACCCGGAUGACAUAGAGCUUCUGCAGAAACUGUACAAGAUAGGCCGAGAGAUGCAAGAGAGGAUCAUGGACCUGCUUGUGGUGGUGGAGAAUGAGGACUUAACUGUGGAGCUCAUUCAAGUGAAUGAAGAUUUGAAUAAUGCCAUCCUUGGGUAUGAGAGGUUUACUCGAAACCAACAGAGGCUUUUGGAGCAAAGGGGGAACCAGAAUGAAGCCACCCAUACUGCCAGUGAGCCUUCUGCUCCAUCUUGUGAUCUCUUGGACCUGAGUCCCAGCUCUUUCGUUCCUGCAGUCACUCAAGGAGAACUCAGCAACAUGAAUGCACAGUUUUCAAACUUAAGUUUCAGUGCUCCAAAUCCUGUAGUAACAAACAACUUGAGCCCCAGUCUUUAUCCACAAAUGGAUUUGUUAGCUUCAGAAAAUACAGAAAUAUCCCCGUUUGCCCAAAGGACCAGCCAAAAUCUCACCUCAAGUCACACAUACGAUAAUUUACCAGAACACUCAAAUUCAGUAUUACUACAGCCAGUCAGCCUACAGACCAUCACAGCAACACCAGCAAACCAAAGGCCACCACCCUUACCCAGCAGUCACCCAGCAAUGAUAAACAAUGAUAGCCAGCCACCCAAUUACUACGAGGUAAUGGAAUUUGAUCCUUUAGCUCCUGCUGUUACCACAGAAGCUAUUUAUGAAGAAAUUGAUCUUCAUUGCCACAAAGGAGCUAAAAGUCACAGAGAUCGUUGAGGUUACAGUGGAUUAUCAGCUCACUAGUAGCACAAGGAUACCAGCGCUCUAAAGAACAGACCCUGUCCAACUUUCAGGCCUGGAAGACAAGAGCAACCAAGUUAUGAAGACCAAGGCAGGCCAUUUCUCUUCUUUUAUCAGGAUAAUAACAUUUGUGGCUCCUUGAUGGCUCAAAAUUUAUUUCCAUAUAAAUUGGCUGUAAGAAACAAUCAAACUUCAUAAGGAAAUUGCUUAGUAAUUAGGCCAACCUACAGUCUUAUGUCAUAGAACUUUCUACACAGAAAACUCAAGACCCAACUAUAAGAAUAGAUGAAGAUUAUUCAACUACAAAAUGAUUCUGAUGCUACAUGUGUAAUGAGUGCCUUCAUUUAACUAAAGUUGAAUGUAAAAGUCAAUUUGCACUAAUUUUUAAUAAUACUAUUGUUUAGAAUUGUUGUAAAGACUUGAUGAUUGUAUUUUAAUUAUAUUUCAAGUGCCCUGAACCAAGUCACUACUGGAGUAUGUAUCAGGUAGCUUUUAUAUGAUUCUUUGUAAUGCUAAAUAUUUUCCCCCUAGGACUGUAAUUAACAUCUCUAUUUGGAACAAAGACAAAUGGAAACCAUUCAAUUGUGCAUUAUUUUCAUAAACUACAAUGACAAAUUACUAUUAAAAUAAUUUAAUAAUCUUUGUUUUAGUCUUGUGUUCAAAAGAACUUUUACAUCAGUACAUCUUCACAAUCCUACCCUGUGUUUUAGUAUUAAGAGUUGGAACUAUGAAGGUAAAUGCUAACAUAGCCUGAUAUACAUAAUUCUUGCAUUUUAUUUCAAUAAUACCACCAUAAUUUCCAAAUAA
This is a messenger RNA of Dipodomys spectabilis (banner-tailed kangaroo rat), 2329 nucleotides long. It is a transcript of the gene Tom1l1, whose product is annotated as target of myb1 like 1 membrane trafficking protein. The record is from RefSeq and is a predicted model, not a curated record. The transcript has 16 exons. NCBI's taxonomy places the organism in Eukaryota, Metazoa, Chordata, Mammalia, Rodentia, Heteromyidae. Gene Ontology annotation, cellular component: membrane; endosome. Bases 68 to 1498 code for a protein of 476 amino acids. Gene Ontology annotation, molecular function: phosphatidylinositol binding; ubiquitin binding; clathrin binding. Gene Ontology annotation, biological process: signal transduction.